Ornithodoros turicata is the source of this 1215-nucleotide messenger RNA. RefSeq lists its product as uncharacterized. The transcript has 7 exons. The record is from RefSeq and is a predicted model, not a curated record. The coding region runs from base 82 to 1077 and encodes 331 amino acids. NCBI's taxonomy places the organism in Eukaryota, Metazoa, Arthropoda, Arachnida, Ixodida, Argasidae.
AAUAAGGUAAGCUCUCCCUGCCUCGCAUACUGCUCUACGAAGCCGCCUCGUUCGUAUCAUCCCGGCUGGAAGACUCAAACCAUGUAUCGAUUCCCACUUACAACCCUACCCAAAGCAAAGCUUCCAUUUCAACUCGUACCAGUGACCGUUGACGACAGUGACAGCGAUUCGGAAGAUGAAGCUCCAAAAGACGUUUACACGUCUACCGAUCGAGCUUGCGCGGACAGUAUCAAGCUCUGUCAGAAGUUGCUGAAGCGCGCACAACCAACUGUGGGACUCCACUACGGAAACCCGGACGUUGAAACAGGACUUCCGCUGGACGGGUUGCCCAAAAAUAGCCCCAGCCUGUUCCUUGAGAUCUGUCCGACUGGGACAACCAAUAACAGCGACACGUGCGAGAUUUCCCUGUGUCAGGACAAGAAACCAGUCCUUACAGUGCUGUUCAAGAUACACCUUCGUAGACCGCGAGACCCAAUGCCCGAUUGCGAUGAUCGGUUUGUCUCGAAGCUUACGCUACAGGCAGUAAAGGCCGGAAGGAAGACGGUCUCCGUCCCUGAGGACGCCUUUACGUUCCUGCCGCGCCAUCAUCAUUGCCUCUGCAUUCGCAACGGCAACAACUCCAUCAAGGUAUUGGUGAACAGGGAAGUGGCGGCCCUCAUCAACGGUCCUCUCAGCGAGCUGACUCGACCACUUGACCUUGUCGUGACCAAAGGCAUCGCUGUCAAAUCCGUUGACAUCCCAAUGGAAUUCGUGCCUGACAUUGUCAAAGCUCCGUUCAAAGGCAACAUGCAGGUUGGUGACAGGAUCAACGUCUUCGGUGAACAGCGGAUGGACUGCGAACAAGAAACAACGCUACUGACACUUGGAGACCUGGUGGUGCCUUACAAUAGGGACACCAAGACGGGCAAGACGCGCAUCGUCAUACAGCGCUUCACAAAAUGUCUGGUAGCAUUCUGCAACGGAAAGAAUGUGGUUACUUGCCGAACACCUGAGAAAUUCAACACGUCCGCGGACCUCGUCAUCAGCAAGGCCCUUAAUCCCAACGGAAUUUGGAUUGCACGGAUGGCAGGCAACUGAACUGAACAUGCAUGGAAGAUCUGCCCCUCCUGACCUUGAACCGUCCCCGGACAUUGUGAAACCUUUUUUUUUUUUCCCCCUAACGCUGUUUUUUCUGCUAUAAGAGAGGCCCAAUAAACGCAGUUUUGCAUGACAACA